CGCCCAGCAUUGUUAUCACCGUCAAAGGAGUAAUUCUCAAAUGUGUAAUCAUUUGAAAUUUCCAUCACGUUGAACAGUAUCCGUCUUUGCAGUGCACGGCCAACCUCUACUUUUCAGCUAUCAACCAUUAUUCCCACCCCAAGCUGAGUUUUGUUGUGUUACCACCAUAAACAUUAGUAUCUGUUAUAUUCGCUGCUAUCUGGAAGCCACAACGUUAUACGAAAAUGUUUGCGUAAUUACAUAAGGCAAGGAGAGAGUCCCAGCAUAAAGCAUCGGCGGGGCACUACGUUGAUUUCAACCCGUUUGCUCAUCCUGGUAACAACAAAGAUUGCCAGAAUUCCACAGUUGUCUAGUGACCGGAGUCGCCGACUGAAAGCGGCCGUUCGGCUAUGUGGUUAGAGUUUACUAGGGGUUCAUUUUCUGCCUGAAGAAUUUCCGCUGCUGGAGAAUCCACCAUUUUGGAAUCAAAGAUUAGGCCCUCGAUGGGUGGAGCUUCAACGAUGAAAAUGGCAAAGGUUUGUCAGCGUUUCUGCCUUGACUGAUAACUCGUAUUCAACGGUUGAUGGAAAACUGGAGUCGGAUCAUUGUGCGUGGUACUUUGGAAAUGGUGUUUCCUCAACCAUCUCUAAAGUGGAUUUUCCCCUCUAUUCACACAGACUGACUUCUUAACCCGCAUUCUGUCAGCGAAAGGAGCGGAAACACAAGACGGGCCUUUGUUGCGGCAACAGAUUAAUCAGUAUUGGGAAGCUGAGAGAUCUGGUAUCCCGAGUAAUUUAGUCUAUGGAUUCCACUGUUACGAUGUGCAAUGAGGCGAUGGAAUAGCCCUAAUCGGAUUUGACAGGAAAUUAUCAGGUUGUUGAAAAAUUCACAACUCAGCGUUUUCCAUCCUUCGGUUGAAGUGUAUGUUAUUUCAGCUUCGUUAUGCAAAGCAAACAUGGCAGUAAGCAAAGUCACUGGUUUCUGUUUAUAGUUUUGUUUUUUCUCUGCUAUCACUUAUGGACACGCUUGACAGUAACAAUGCUUUCUUGAGCUCUGCGCAAGUGUCUCUUAUACGUCUAACAAAGUAAGCUAGGAGCACCUUUCUGGAUUAGAAGCACGCCCUGAGUAAUUCGCCACAGGGCCUCCUCGCUCUAUCGCAAUCUCCGCUGCUGAAGUGAAGGGGAAUAAUUGGACAGAGACCUUCCUUUUCAAGCUGUCUUAAAAGCCGCCUUUAGUCAUUCGGGGGGCCACUUCAAUACCCUUCUUUUUCAUUCAAUUUGCAUGCACUCGUCAGCUUGGGUCGGUGCGAUAGUACCUUUUGGACUAGCUAUACUGCUGUGCCCAUUGCCGAGGAAAAGACAAGAACAAGAAGAGCCGAUUACGUAUUGGCGUGGAUCGAUCGUACAGCUUAGGUGACUACCUCCAUGACCCAGGGAGCUUGAACCUGCCUAACACGAUUGCACGAUCAGAGCUGAGGCUAGGAGUAGGAAUAUUAUCAGCCAACUAUCAAAUCGCAAAAUGAUACUGAAGGUUUUGCUGCUGGCGUUGACCGUGAGCGCUGGGGUGUUGGCCGAGACUCGGUGCCCAGAUGGGUACUGGCGGUCCGGUGACGGCACGCAGUGCUUGCGUGCCGUCAACGACGCCAUGACGCUAUCAGACGCCGAGGCCUACUGCGCCAGUCAGGCCGUACCAGGCCAGCUCUUCCUACCCAUGGCCAGAAACUCCGGUAUUCUCAAGGAAUUUGCGGACAGUACGUUCCUGGCGAAUACCUCUCUGUGGGAUCGGUACUGGGUGGGGCUAACCAAGGACUUGUCCGACGCUUGGCAGAGAAAUGUCGUGGACGGUCAAGCUGGAGGGCCGUACUGCGUGGCACUGGACUAUCGUCGUCCCAUCAACGCUCACCAGGUGUCUUUUUACGGCUACGAGAGCCCUACAUGCCGAAGCGACGUCAAGUUACCUGCAAUCUGCUCUGCCGAACCGAGUGCGGGGAUCCAAGAGAUUCAAAAUCCGGAGGCCGUUAAUGGGGCCGUGGAGGAGUGCUCAUGUCCGGAGUGCCCCGUGCCUGCCUGCCCGGAGGUGCAGUGCCCAGCAAUCGAGCCAUGCCAGAAUGACAUCCCCCCACCCACUCCCGUUGUUGAGUGUCCCCCGACCUGGUUCACCCGCCGGGGGUUCUGCUACCACUUCCUGAUCGCCAGCAAGACGUGGGAGGAGGCCUCGCUCAGCUGCCAGAAAGAUAGCGCUGAGCUGGUCACCAUCAAGGACAAGGCCGAGAACGACUACCUAGCACAGAUCAGCGAUGAGCUCUCGGAGGCGUCGCCCACCAUGCGCCGGUAUUGGAUCGGUUUGAACGACCGCGAUGAGGAGGGGCAGAUGAGAUGGAUCAGUGGCGAGCCCGUGAGUUUCAUCGCAUGGGGACCGCGACAGCCUAGCAUCCACAAGAGACGCCGCUACGACGAGAACUGCGUAGUCAUUAAUAGCCAGCUUCCGGGUUUGUGGGAUGACAUCUCCUGCUGGCGUCGUCAUCCAUACAUCUGCAAAAAGGCUGCUCAUCUUCUGAAAGAAUAACUAAUUAAAUUAACAUUAAAACAUGCACUUUUUAUGUAGGCUGCGUACUUGAAUUCGUCCAGGUUCAGUUCUAUCUGGCAGCAUUUUUACAAAGUUAAUGAUGAUUGUUAACUUUCACGUCAAUACGCAUCUCUGUGUGAUUUCUUAACAUUUUCCCAGAGAAGUUGGGAUUCAUCAGUGAGAUAGAAAUGUAUCCACUAUAGGGACGUACCAAUAUGUACAUGUAUAAGUCACUGGGACUAGUUUGUAUAGUGCAGGUCUGGAACUAUGGUGUAUAAUUCGUCUCGGGAGUGAAGCCUUUCAAUUUGAGGUUCCAUGAUGUGACCAGUUAAUUUUCUUUUAAAGGCUGAACGCUGUUGAUAUCAGUGGUCACAAUUCUCUAUACACCUGAGCAUUUUAAUACAAUACUAGUAUACAAAGUGGUGGUUGCCGCAAUGGCUAGGGCUUAUAAUAUAUGCAUGGACUUUCCCGCGAGAUAGAAUUUGCAGUUUUAUGGAUAGACAGCCACAGCGAUCGAAGCACGCACUGGGGCUUUCGUAAAAGGAAUAACGAUAACACUGUUUGUCUAAACUAGAAUUAGCCGCUUAUAAAUGUCACCAAAUCAAAUGUUGGUCAGAUAUGUUAGGCCUUGAUUAGAGUUUCUGGCACAGAUUAUAUCUCAGAAAAUGCUUCAAGGACCAAGCAACAUGGGUGGUCCAGCAAUCCAUGCACGACCUUCAGUUAAACUGCUUAUUUUAACACCUACGGCCACUUUACUCCGAAACGGGGAUUCAUGCUUUGGAUGGACGCAAUCAAUUUGAUUACCUGACACCACUCACUGACGAUUUCUGACUGCUGUCAAUUUGAAAUUGCUGCUGGUUUCAAGGGAAUCAUUGCCAGACCAGUCGAGAUUCAUUCCAAAAUAGCACCUUUAGGCAACAAAAAAAGUAAAUUUUCUUUGGAUGUUCACGUUUGUAUGGCCCUUCCCACUGCACCGUGUUGUUUGACUAACUUAACUAAAGCUCUUUUUAUGUACUUCAUUAUUCAAUUUUCUAUUGGGAACAAUUUUGAACUAAUCAUGGACGCAUAAAUUCUGCUACAUUGACGUAAAUGUUAAAAGGACGUUGCGCUGUUCCAUGAUAAUUCAAUUUUGAAAGUAUUUCAAACGUCUGUGUUUUCUUUUGCACAAUGAGAAGGAAAAUUAAUUUGUACUAUAUACAACCUUUUUAAGUAUACGUAAAAUUUUCAAUGCAGUGUAAUCAAAAACUUGUAAUUAAUUUUGAAUUAAUCCACAAAUUAAAAAAUAAAGUAGAACUCUGCAUCUUUCUGAA
Messenger RNA from Acanthaster planci (crown-of-thorns starfish), 3854 nucleotides. RefSeq lists its product as uncharacterized. The record is from RefSeq and is a predicted model, not a curated record. Lineage: Eukaryota; Metazoa; Echinodermata; Asteroidea; Valvatida; Acanthasteridae.